CGUUUGCCUCGUGUGCUGGGGAUUGAUAGCGGGCUCACGUACGCUCGUGAAACAACUAGCGAUUAACCGCGGUUACAUGGUGAGCGCGACAGAAACGGGUUGAGUUCCGUUUAUCGCAGCAAAUCCUCUCCCAUCAGGCCGUGUCAACCAAUCUUCUAGGAAGGACUGAUGUGAGAAGGUGUACGACAAGUCACACUCGACCCGUGUCUGUCGGGUUCAUGUAACGGUAGCUGUAUCCAACUUCGAGGAUGCUGCCUGGACAGUUUUUCAGCCAUAGUCACGAGAACGAAUAGACUGUAUAUCGAAGGAUGUCAAGGGAACGAGAUCGACGAAACAAAGUUCACUUUAUGACGCACCUCUAUAGCGUCCGCUGAAUGAGGCCGAAGACAAUACGCUUACUUCGUCCCGACUAAAACCUGUAACUGAGGGACCUCCACAAGAUCGAAAAAACGUUCCGGACGUGGUGGAGAAGAUUGGACUUCUUCCGGCAGCAUCGGCUAGCUGAGUGAAGGGUGAAGAUGUCGCCUGCAUAUAGGCAAUUGGUUCCACUCACAGACUCCUCGAAACAAGAAGGACAGCCUCCCAUAGUUCGUUUUCACCAAAGAUGCGCCUGCAUCGAUCCGUAUCCGAUAUUCUUCAGCAUCAUCACUCACCUGCAAAGCACAAGAGACAAAGCCAGGCUCCUAGCAGCGCUCCUUGCAAACUGUUCCUCAUCUAAAAGUGCCAGAUCCACGUCGUUGCCUUUAACGCUGCAUCAGGGACGUGUCGCUGUUAGCAGACGACAGGGAGUGAAACUCCGCAGACAUCGUCUGCUUUCCCACCGCACCGAAAAUCACCCGGAGAAUCGCAAGCCGACUGGUCAGACUGACCUCUCCCCUCCCCUUCUCACGGAACGAGGCUUUGCACACCCACGACGAUCGUCGCCCCCGCGUUCCUUAAGACACCCCAUGCUGCUGCCAGACGUGCCUGGUAAUAUAUCCCUAGAAGAGUGGUCCGUCAACGCGUGCUAUAUCGAGGACAUCGUCUAUCCAAGCCAGAGGAACAGGUCCUACCAGACUAGUUCUUGCGUGUCGGCAGCUGCAGGAAGUUCCCCAGCGCGACGCGGCAGUGACUCUAGCCUUCACCUGUCUUCCACAUCGUCAUCCGACGAGACUAGUUUUACGUUCGAUACGACUUCGCCUAGAAGACGCGCUGCAGCUCUCGGUUCCCAGGAGUCUAAGAAAGUCAGAAUACUCUUCAAGAAGAAUGAAAACACGGAUCUAAGUGUAUAUGUUCGAGGACAGCAGUUCUUCUGCCACAAGGCUGUGCUUUCUGUCUACUCCGAAUUCUUUGACGGCAUUAUCAAGGGAAAACGAACCAUUUCAGAGAUGGACCUGAAAGGCGUGUCUCCUAACGCGUUCCGCGACAUCCUCGACUACAUGUACACGGGCAAGCUGAAGAUCACGUGCCAGAAUGUGGGGAAACUUUACGUCACUGCCAGCAUACUGAAGAUUUCUAAAGUCAAGAAGAAAUGUGCCAAGAUCUUGACAAAAUCGCCGUACGAUCCUAAACACGCCAUCUGCGUCUAUGUGACGGCGCGGAAAUACGGUCUGGGCCCAGUGUGUCAGAGGGUUCUGACUCUCUUGCAUAAUCGGCUCGAAGAGACCAUCACGUGCAAGCCCUUUCUCGAUCUCGAUGUCGAACAAGUGUGUCAGGUCUUGUCCGGAGACCCCGUCGGAGCAAGAGGCGAAAUGGUAAUUUUUCUGGCUGCGCUCCACUGGUUGAACCAUAACUACCUGGCCUAUGAAGCACACGUGCUGCAGGUCCUCCAGUGCGUCCGCUUUGUGGCUAUGUCCAUGGAAGAGCUCAUCAGCUGCCUGCACCCGCCUGUCUUGCCUGGAAUCAUGGAGAUCCACGAAGUGCGGGCUUACAUCCAAAAAGCCAUCUGCUACAAAGUUGCAGCAGACUACAACCAGGCCAAUCUGUUUUCUGACAUUCAGACCAAGCCUCGACACUUCUUGUUGGACGGACCAGUGGAACUAUGGGUGAGCUUUUCACAUUGCCCUUAUUACAUGCACGUCAGCCUGGUAAUACAAAUAUGGUGUGACUUCCUGGUGCAGGAUAUGAGUAUCUUUGAUCGUAAAGCCACAAAGUGUUCGCGAUACCCGACUUACCGCAACGACUCGGCUCGGAAGGUCUUCCAGUUGGAGCCGCUGACGCCGAGCUUUAACCUGCUCAACACCACGGACCCUCUAGCUGAAUACUUGCUGAGCAAUCUGCACUGUUCCCCGAACAUUAGUGAAGAGAGAGAACUGGCCAACGUCAAGGGAUCUGUCUUCGAUGGACAGUCCCCAGUGUUACUAGCAGUUGGGGGCUUUGAUCCGAACCGACCCAAUGAGGUUCCGAUAGGGACCAAGAUACUCAGAUACCACAUUCAAUGGGACGCAUGGGAGUUCUUCGAUUCCUUCCCGAUGUCGAGGCACCACCACAGCGUCGUUCUGCAUCAAGACAAGUUGUAUAUCAUUGGAGGUUACGACGGUUACGAGACUGCACGAGGCACGCUCGUUCCCACGGCAAUGUGCUUCAUGUUUGACUUGGGGCUGCGUGGGUGGAAGCCUCUUGCGAGCAUGGCGCAUGCGCGUGUCUAUCACAGCGCCACCAUAUUGGGAGACGCCAUCUAUGUGGUCGGAGGCAAAGACCACAAUGGGAGGGCAAUGUCUUCCAUAGAGAAAUUCUGCCCGAACGGUAACAAGCAGUGGCAAGAGCUUUCCGUCUUGCUUUGCCGUCCCAGAAUGGCAGCCGCCUCAGCCCAGCACCGCGGGCUGCUGUACAUCGUCGGAGGACUCGUGGAAUCCGCGGGAACACUGAUUGUCCUCGCCGAUGUUGACUGCCUCGACCCGCGGACCAACGAGUUAUCCUUCCACGUGAGUCACCUGCCCUCUCCCCGUUGUUUCCUGUCCCUCCUGGCGGUGGACGACCAGCUCUUUGCCCUCGGUGGAUGCUGGGUUUCUGAGGAAGGCGAGGGCUUAAAAAGUUCUGCCGAUGUCUUCGUGUAUGGUGAAGAUGAGCGCUGGGAACACGCUGCCACACUGGACGAGCCUCGUCAUGACUUCGCUGCAGCGGCUAUAGGCCGCUCGAUGUUCCUGGUCGGAGGCCUCACGUCCAUCGACCGAUCCGCCUGCAGUGACGUCUGGUGUUACACAGCUGCAAAUUCCAGAGUUGUCCAGCAACCUCCCAGAGCUCCACUGCGCUCUCCCCUCUGUGGUGUGGGUCUGGUGACUAUUCCACGACUGCACCGCGGGAAUAGAGACCAGAACUUCAAUUUCCACUUUCCUUGAAGUCGUCUCUGUAUUGCUUCGAAGCUCUGCUUCAUAAAUCACUGUCAAAUGAAAAAAAAAUAAAAAAUAAAAACCGUGCAGAAUGAAA
Molecule: messenger RNA, 3405 nt
Organism: Ornithodoros turicata
Lineage: Eukaryota; Metazoa; Arthropoda; Arachnida; Ixodida; Argasidae
Product: kelch-like protein 2
Exons: 19
Coding region: 519-3317 (932 amino acids)
Molecular function (GO): protein binding
Source: RefSeq, a predicted model, not a curated record